Molecule: messenger RNA, 1266 nt
Organism: Aspergillus ibericus CBS 121593
Lineage: Eukaryota; Fungi; Ascomycota; Eurotiomycetes; Eurotiales; Aspergillaceae
Product: cytochrome P450
Exons: 1
Coding region: 1-1266 (421 amino acids)
Molecular function (GO): oxidoreductase activity, acting on paired donors, with incorporation or reduction of molecular oxygen; heme binding; iron ion binding
Source: RefSeq, a predicted model, not a curated record
AUGUUUACCCUGCUCCUCAAAGCCCUGUUCCUUCUCCUCAUUUUCGUCCUCGUUGGGCGUUUCUCGUAUUUCUCCCUCGUCCGUCCUUGGUGGUACAACGAUCCCAACGCUGUCAAAGAUCCCGCCAAUUGCCGGCUGGUGAUCGCUGGAGAUGGCCAGUUCGUCGGUAAACGAAACCUCCUGUCCCCUCUGAAGUCGCGUGCCCUGUCAAACACCAAGAUCCAGGCAGCGUUCGGACUGCACAACGCGUUCACCAGCGGUGAAGCCGACUUCGUGGCCCAGUUUAUUGCCCGAUCCAAGGAGUUCAUCAACGCCAAAGUCAAUGACUGGGAUCUGAUGUCCCGACAGAUUCAAGACGCGGCACAGGUCUGGGUUGAGCAUCCCGACGGCGAGAUCCACCUGGCCAGCAUGGCGCAGUCUCUGACUCUCCGGUUCAUGAUGCUCACGGUCUUUAAAAUGAGAUUCCACGCCCCUCAUACCACCAAUGCCUACCUCGCCGGCUUUGCGCGGUCCAUCCACCAAGCUUGGAUGUUCGCCAAGGAGGAUUCUGGCCCCAUGAAUUUCCACCAAAACAACAUCCUGCGCGAUAAUAUCACGGCGUUUUUCCCCGCGUAUGAUUUCAGCCAGGCCACAAACAAUCCGCUCAACUACAUCCUCCAGGGCUUCGAGACCAGCUGGCGCGUCGUUCUCCGCAUGUUCCUCGAGAUCCGCCGUGCUCGUAACCAGAAUUGGACUGACACCAUCGUGUACUUUACCCUUGACCCGACCGCGGCUCAGUUUUAUGAUAAAGCGCUCGGUGUUUCUGUCGAACAUCUGGUCCUGGAGGCCCUUCGUCUGUACCCGCCCACCCGACGCAUCCAUCGCACCUUUCACUUCGAAAACGACAAGCAGAGCACCGUCGAUGAAGUCACCUACUCUGCGGACAUCGAAGCAUGCCAUCUUUCCAAGAAGAUCUGGGGCCGCGAUGCAUUGACAUACAAUCCCUCCCGCUGGGCCAACCUCACUCAGGAGCAGAAUGACGCUUUCAUGGCCUUUGGAGCUGCACCGUUCGAAUGUCCGGCCAAGCCCACCUUCGGUCCUCGGAUGAUUGGGUUGCUGGCCUCCACGAUGGUUGCGGAAGUGGAGGAACGCGGAACCUGGAGACUCGUUGGUCGUGACAAGCAGUCUGCGUACGAGUACGUGAAUGGGCUCCGCUUGGAUAAUGAUCGCGGCGCGUAUGACGAUUUGUUCCUGUACCUGAAUGACGAUGGCGAGGAGGAGUGGUGA